AUGGCAAAGGUUUUACUCUCAUCCAAAUCAAUACACAAUCUCCGUAAAGAAAUUGCGAACAGACAAUUUCUGCCGAUUGAAAUCAUCAAAACAAAAAGGUCAGGCUCAGUUGUGGGCAACAAAGACCGCGAAAUGUCUUGCGAGCAUCAUGGAGUUGCCUACGUGAACCUAAUUCCACUUCUCUAUCCAGGGACAACAAAAGUUUCCGGUGCCUAUCGCGUGGUGCCAUUCAACGAAGAGGAAUGUGUUGCAAAGACUAAGUUCAAGAAAUCGGUACUGAGUGAUAGUUCAUCCACAGAAAUGAAAGGUUUACCAACGCCGCAAGCGAUCCAGAAGAAGCCUAUGCAAAAGCCUGAUCGAAAGACUCUACAACAGGGUGUCAGAGGCGCCACCGAUGAACUAGGCCGUACACUGGAGGAAAAGGGUCGAGAGACUGUGAAGACAGAGACUGCGGCCUCUGCGCCAGCAUCCAACCGAGAGGCACAACAAUAUCUGGAAGCACAGACAUUCAUAGUGUUGAAGAUAGAGAUCGAGCGUCCGCUAGUAGCCAAGCGAACGGUGGAGGAAGUGAACCAAUCGAUACGCUCAUAUAUCACUGCGAAGGAAGUGAAGCCCACCCCAAUUGAAUCGGCCGCAAAGGCUGUCAGUGACUAUCAUAAAAGCAUUGCAGAAGUUGCGCGGUACAUAUCGGUGGAGAUCAAGGAAAUCUUCGCUGACCUCAUUCAAAAGGAUCAAGUGCCUGUGGAUUCGGAAUCUGUGCAGAAAAUGAAAAGCGAGCUGUUCUAUUCUAUCAACUCAAAGGGAAGAUAUUUCGCUUUCAAAGAACGACUGAAAUAUGCUGUCAUCAAGAUUGUAAGAGAGAAAAUGUUUCGUACGUUACCCUUCUCUGACGAUGCCCAGAUGCAGUCUUUUCUCAGCGAUCUGUAUGUUUUCCUAAUCGAUGAGAUGCACAUCGGUCUACGUAAGGUGUUCAACAUGCGCCAAAAAGCUCCAUCAUCUGAUGAGAUGCACAUUUCGAACGAGCUCCUUCUGCGAAUGGCCAGGGAGUCCCGGAGCAUUGGUGAUUCCGAGUGGUCGAGCAGGUAUUACGGAGAAUUAGUGGCCAGAGACCCCAGCUGUUCCGCUUAUUGGAUCGAGUUCGCCUCCUUGUAUUUGAGCACUGGAGAACCAGAGAAAGCUGAAGUUUGUCUGCAUCGCGUUCUCCGCACAGAUCAGUCACAUCCAACCGCCCUUUUGCUCUGUGGCCUAAUCGCUGCGAUGCAAGAGCGCGUAGAGGAAGCGACGAACUACUUGGAGUCUGCGGUUAUGCACGAUGAGUCGAACCCUGUAGCGUGGAUUAUGAUGGGUUGCCCGCAGUGA
This is a messenger RNA of Dicrocoelium dendriticum, 1359 nucleotides long. NCBI's taxonomy places the organism in Eukaryota, Metazoa, Platyhelminthes, Trematoda, Plagiorchiida, Dicrocoeliidae. The record is from the annotation of a GenBank genome assembly.